Molecule: messenger RNA, 1202 nt
Organism: Fundulus heteroclitus (mummichog)
Lineage: Eukaryota; Metazoa; Chordata; Actinopteri; Cyprinodontiformes; Fundulidae
Gene: smim12
Product: small integral membrane protein 12
Exons: 2
Coding region: 145-420 (91 amino acids)
Source: RefSeq, a predicted model, not a curated record
GUACAACAUAGAUCAGACUGGCGACGGUUUCAGCCAAUGACGUUUAACCAGGAAGGAAACGAGCGGACAGGCGGAAGUUACGUCCCUUUAGAACAAACGCGUUAACGGCAAAGAGCCCCUCGGAUCCCGGAGCAGCGUGCAGUCAUGUGGCCCGUACUUUGGACAGCGAUGCGGACCUACGCGCCUUACGUCACCUUCCCUGUUGCUCUAGUGGUCGGCGCGGUGGGCUACCACCUGGAGUGGUUCAUUCGAGGGGCCCCUAAAGCACGAGAGGAGGAGAGGGGCAUCUUGGAACUGAGGGAGGAACGAAAGCUGCAGGAACAAGCGGGGAAAGACGGCACUCAGGUGCUUAGCCUGAAAGAGAAGCUGGAGUUCACGCCUAAAGCAGCUCUCAACAGGAACCGAGCUGAGAAGAGCUAACUCGUGUUAGCGCCUGACUUACGCUCGCAGUUCUCCACCAAGAGGACGGUGCUCUGGGAGCAAAAAAAAAAGGGGUGAACUGGAGGACAAAAAGCACCCAUAGUUCCACUCACCUGAAUGUCUGAUUUUCACCUCCUGAAAUGCCGAAGCCGGUUUGGGCGACAGCAAACACGUGAAGCCGAACGUACUCUUGCUGUUGUUUUAAAUUAGGCAUCUCUUGUAUACAUGGACUCUCAUGUGAUUUAACCAUGUGCAAUAGAUUAACGUUUUAGACAGGCCCCUGUAAUAACAGCCUAUUUAUUGAACCUUAGGGUCUUUAUGUAUUGAUCUAUUUGAUCGUUUUCUUUCUGUUUUUUUGCAUGCUUGGUUGCACGCACACAGAAAAGAUCAGGUUUUAUUCCCGCCAUAUUACAGCAGCUCAAACCAGGUUUUACACGUUAUCAAGUCAUUCAGGUUAUUUGUGGUUCCGUUCGAAUCCUUUUUCCGGAUAAAUCUGUCACAAAGCGGGUGUCCUUUACUCUUUUUCUGAAUGUUUGAAAAGAACUAGCAAUUGUAAAGGACGUCUCUCUGCUGCUCCAUUCAUCCCGCUUGGCCUUGGAAGGUCUGUGGCGAAAUAAACCGGCAAUACAGGAGGUAAUUCAGGAGCUGCAAGCUUUGUACGAGCAGGGUAUCUGAACAUUAUGCUUUCAUUUUAGAAAGUCUGGAUGCUUGGUACUCCAAAUGUAUAACUUGUGUUGCAGAAUUAAUGUGAAAUAAAGGAAAAUUAUGUUCACAACCUGAAA